AUGGAAGACCUGGGACGUCCUGAAUCUCUGAAGGCUGGCUAUCCUCAGGCCAACUCUGAGCCGAGAAUGGAAGAGUUGCAAAGUGAUGGGUCUCCAACCAAGUUGGAAAGAGGGGAAAAUGGUUUUGAUGCAGAACAUUCGAAACGGAAGGACAGCGGUGCCUUCGUGACGACUGUGCAGUCUGAUUGCGGUGGACUUCCUCCCUAUUCGAAAGAAGAGAAAGUGGAAUCUCUAUCCCAGGAAACGGAGCCAAAGGUGGCACCAAACGGAGUUUCUACUUUACAUCAGAAAAUCGCCGAAGCAGGCCUCAGCCAGACAAACAGGAACACCCAGUCAAGGGCGGGUUCCAAGAUUCGAGCUCUCAUCGUCGACAUCGGUGAUGUGCUUUGCAACUGGACCGCGCCAGAAUCCUUGCCUAUAGCGCCCGCAAUGCUGCAGCGUUUCCGCAAAACUCAACUUUGGUACGAGUACGACCUCGGGCUGAUUACACAAGCCGAAUGCUAUGGCCGACUUGCCGAGCAAUACGGCGUAUCCACAUCUGAUGUUGCGGCAGCAUUCGACAAGGCUCGGGACUCCUUGUUGCCUAACAAAGCCGUAUUCGAGAGCCUCCGGAGACUCAAGGCCAGCUACCCAGAGACUCUGAAAAUGUAUCUCAUGUCAAACAUUCCCGCCGCUGAAUGGCAGGCUUUGAGACAGAACGGGGAUUUUGACUGGUCUCUUUUUGACGGCUUCUUCACGUCUAGCGAGGCAGGCAUGUGUAAGCCUGAGCUUCGCUUUUACCGCCACGUUCUGCAGCAGAUUGGCUUGAAUCCGACUGAUGUGGUAUUGGUUGAUGAUAAUUCCGAAAACGUCCUUGCCGCACGGUCCUUGGGAAUCAAGAGCCUGAGAUUCACAGGACCAGAGGGUCUGAACCAGUUCUUCAAAACUAUCUUCCACGAUCCAAUUGCAAGCGGCUUCGAGUUCCUGAAGAGCAAUGCCAAAGAGAUGUGGAGUGUGACGCCUCAAGGGAGAGAAGUGAGAGACAACUUCGCGCAGCUGUUUUUGUAUGAGGCUGCGGGUGACAUAAACCUUGUCACCAUGACAUUCUAUGAGCGCACAUGGAACUACUACAUUGAAAAGCCCAUCGACACGGUCGAGAAGCAUCCUGACGACAUUGACACAACUUCUCUGGCAAUGAUCCUGUUGCCCAACGAUGUGGAGAAAGCCAAUGAUAUCCUAGAUGAGAUACUUCGAUAUACUAAUGCAGACGGCAUCGUUAUGACAUAUUUCGAUAACAAACGUCCCCGCGUGGACCCGGCUGUAUGUGUCAAUGCCCUUCGCUUCUUCUACAAGUAUUCGCGAGGGAAUACACUGGCCCUGCAGCCCACGAAGGACUGGAUAUCCGAUGUUCUCUUCUAUCGAGCCUACUUGGAUGGCACAUACUACUACCCAACUGGGGAUGUCUUCCUGUACCUGUUCAGUCGCCUCCUGACUGCCAACCCUGAGAGCGACAUCUACCGCCGUACAGCCUCGCUGUUGAGAGAAAGACUGCAAGAACGGAUCGGGACUAGUGGGGAUGCCCUGGAGCUGGCAAUGAGGGUAAUCGCGUGCCUUGAAAUGGGCAUCAAGAACGAGGUUGAUCUGAGGAAACUUGAAAUGAGCCAGCAAGAGGACGGCGGGUGGGAGGUUGGCUGGCUGUGUCAAACAGGCAAGACCAGUCUGAAAAUCGGGAAUAGAGGUCUGACCACUGCUCUGGCUGUCAAGGCGAUUGAGAUGGCGAGGAAGACCAGAUGA
Molecule: messenger RNA, 1773 nt
Organism: Capronia epimyces CBS 606.96
Lineage: Eukaryota; Fungi; Ascomycota; Eurotiomycetes; Chaetothyriales; Herpotrichiellaceae
Exons: 4
Coding region: 1-1773 (590 amino acids)
Source: RefSeq, a predicted model, not a curated record